Alternaria hordeiaustralica is the source of this 582-nucleotide messenger RNA. RefSeq lists its product as uncharacterized. NCBI's taxonomy places the organism in Eukaryota, Fungi, Ascomycota, Dothideomycetes, Pleosporales, Pleosporaceae. The coding region runs from base 1 to 582 and encodes 193 amino acids. The transcript is spliced from 3 exons. The record is from RefSeq and is a predicted model, not a curated record.
AUGACGUACUGGACUCAAUUUUGGAGGCAGUUCUUUAAGCUCAGCUCCCUCCCCUUCCAUCUCGACCGAUGGUUAUUUCGGCUACCUACUGGAUGGCACUUCGGCUUCGGAUUCUGGAUUAGAUGUACCGUUGACAGUCCAGGAGCCGCACCCUCUGCAAUACUAAACGAAACCGAAGAGCAUUACAGCCACGAUGCCCUCGACAAAACAGAAGGGGAAGACUUUCGUCUGCUUAAACUCCAUCCAGGCAACUCAGGGGACCCGAUCCGGAUUAGUCUUAUAGCAACGGCAUUAUAUGACGCACCCGCAUACGAGGCAAUAUCCUAUGUCUGGGGAAACGGUCUCGACCGCGCCGAGAUCAUUGUCGACAGCUGUCGAUUUAGCAUCACCAAGAAUCUUCACGACGCUUUCGGAGCUCUACGACAUUCAGCGUACUACGCUAUCCUCGCUAUCAUCGAGAGCGAUCAAAGGGGUUCGUUCGAUGUCGUUGUAGACUAUAGUCUGGGCGUCGAGGAGGUUUAUGAGCGUUUCAGGGCUGCCAUCCAGCAGAUCAGCGAGAUAGAAGAUGUUCCCCUUGCAUGA